AUGGCCUCGAGGCGCCAGGCCGACCCGAGGGUGCCGCCCUCGGACCAGUUGUCGGGAGGUGUCAGCGUGCCGCGGGCCCGGAGGAGCAGUGCAGGCAAGCGUAGCAUGAGCGCCCGGUCAGAGGCUUCUGCCAAGAGUGCGGCCCGCCUUACACCGAUCAAGGCCCUCAAGACCGAGGCGUUCGCGACGCCGCACACGGCGCCGCAGCCCCCGCUCGGAGUGGACAUAGAGGUGAAGGCCGAAAAGCUCCGCGAAGCGGUGGCUCAGGGGACCCUGGAGUCCCAGCUGGCCCGAGCACAGGAGGGCGGAGGCGACGCUGGUCAGGGCGAGGCCGCAACGGCCGCCCAGGCCGACACCGAGAGGGAAGCCUGCCGGGUGACGCGGAGAGCGCCGCCUAGCCGGGCGUUGGAGCCGGCGGGGGCAGAGCGGAUGCCUCCGCCCAGCCGGAAGCAGGAGAAGGAGGAGCUGGGGGCACCAGUGAUGGAAGAGACCCGCAUCCCGGAGCCCGCGAGGGCCGGGGACGAGGGUGCUGCUGCAGAGGCGGCGGCGCAAGCGGCGCCGGAGAACGUGGAGCCGGUGGUGGAGCUACCGUCGAGCAGCGGUGAGUACGAGGGCUCGAGGGAAAUCGACCCUGCAGCUGCGACCAGCGCCGCCGGUUGGGUCUUCGAGUUCGUCGCGGCUUCCGCGGAGAUCCUCUGCAUGGAGAUGUACGAGGAGAUCGGCGACCAGGGGCAUAGCGACGAGGACGACUGGGCAAUUGUUCGGUCUGGAGUCCCCUCGGACAUCACCCAUGCCGAGCGAGAAGAAGAAGACUGGUGGGCCCACGUCGUUCCCUCGGAUUUUGCCGACGCCGAGCGGCAGGAGGAUGACGCCUGGCGCAACCAUAUGGCCGUCGGGGGCCAGAUCGAGGAGGGCCUCUCCCGGGUCGUGGAUCUCUUCUCGCAAGUGUACCACAAUGCCAGCAACCAACUCCUGUCCAUGUCGAGGGAGAAGAAUGAAAGGCUGACGCGGCUACACUCCAGGGCGCAUUGGCUUGACUCGUACAAUGCCACCCUGGCCACGCGACUGGAGGAGGCCGACGCUCGGGCCGAGCAGGUGAUCCCCUUGGAGGCGCGCAUCCACGAGUUGGAGCAGGAGCUGGCCCGAGCCACCGGUGAGCGCAACGCCCAGCGAGCCGCGGCUGACCAGAAGGCCCAGGAGGCCGAGGCACGUGAGGCCGAGCUAUGGCAAGCCAGAGCAGCGCUCGAGCAAAAGGAGCAAGCCCUCGAAGCGAAGGAGGCCGAGCUCCAACGCAAGGAGACCGAGCUCCAUCAGCUGAAGAAGGCGGUGGCGAACGAGACCGCGGCGAAGGAGGCUGCCAACACCGCGUUCACGGUGGUGCACGACGAGUACGCCGAGCUGGAGCGGACUGCCGUGGCCGUGUAUCAGGAGCUCGAGGGGGCAAAUGCUCAGUCUGAUAAACUUCUGCAAGGAAUUUUGCGUUCAUAA
Panicum virgatum (switchgrass) is the source of this 1488-nucleotide messenger RNA. RefSeq lists its product as uncharacterized. The record is from RefSeq and is a predicted model, not a curated record. Lineage: Eukaryota; Viridiplantae; Streptophyta; Magnoliopsida; Poales; Poaceae. The transcript is spliced from 6 exons. The coding region runs from base 1 to 1488 and encodes 495 amino acids.